Melanotaenia boesemani (Boeseman's rainbowfish) is the source of this 886-nucleotide messenger RNA. RefSeq lists its product as uncharacterized. The record is from RefSeq and is a predicted model, not a curated record. The transcript has 7 exons. The coding region runs from base 21 to 875 and encodes 284 amino acids. NCBI's taxonomy places the organism in Eukaryota, Metazoa, Chordata, Actinopteri, Atheriniformes, Melanotaeniidae.
AGUUAGAAGACCUGUUAAACAUGCGUCCCUUUCUCUCAAUCAUGCAUGCUAAAGCACAUUCCUGGAUGUGUGAGUUGCAAUGGGGAGGACGAAAUCAAGAGGGAGCAGGAACGACAAUAGGGGAGGAGGUUGAACAGACUGUACAAAAGAUUUCUGAGGAUCUUGAUAAGCUGACUAAAGAGCUGUCGAUACAGGAAGACACAGUCCAGCAAUGGGUGUCUGAUGUUCAAGAGUGGACUGCAGGAACAACCAGUCAAAAUGACCUGGAGAAAACCAUUGAAGGGCUGUACCUGAGCAUCAAGCAGAGAAAAUACCAGCUGUAUCAUCAAACUGAUGGCAACAAGCGGAGACAUCAACUAAGGAAAAAGAUUGCUGAAGAAAAGAGAGCUUUAGAAGAUGCCAUCACAAAGCGUAAUGCUGCUAUGGGGGAAACCGACAAAGUACCUCUUCCGAAUGAGCUCUUGGCUGAGGAAAACUAUUCCUGGCCAUGGGAAUGUCAUGGCGACAUGGUGAAUAAAAAAAGGCUUUAUGACAAAGUAAUGCUGCUGACCAGACUGAAAGAAGAGGAGGUUAUUGUGGUUCGGGAAGUUAAGCAGCACUGGGAGUACUUGAGGAGUGUGGUUGGAAUACUUAAACAGCUUUGCUCCCAGCUUUCUGAAGGGAUCACCCAGCAAAGCAGCACUGAAGCAUUGACGGAGAGAGGACGUGAAGGGCUACUCUGUCUGCUGAGGAGGAGAUUGUCUGCAGUACAAGCUCAGCAGGGUGCCGCUCGCUCAAUUUACCAAUGCGUUUUGGGAUUGCAAGCAUUGUCUCUGGAUGAUGACUCCACUGAUGAAGAAAACUUGGGCAGUUGCUCCUCUGAUGAAGAACUUUGACCACCCCCAAA